AUGGCGAAAAAUAAGGGGAAGCGCUCCUCGACAGGGAAGUCUUCGCAGGCCGAAAAGCCCCACGAUGCCAGCGAGUCCAAGGUCUCUGCGGACGAAAAUUUCAUCUCUCUCGACGCCGGAGCACUUGCCAACCUCACCCGGAAUAUCGAACAAAAAUUGAAAGACGGAAAAAACCCCGCCAACAACAAGUCUCAGAAACGCACGGAUAAUGCGAAGACCGGAACGAAAAAGACGUCGGCAAACGACUUCAAAAACGAGAAAAAUGCUGCUGCUAAGACCCAGAACUCGAAUCAGGGCAAAAAGCGGAACCGAGAUGGAGAGGUCAUUGAGAAACCCGCCAAAAAUGGAAGUGUCAAAAACGACCAGACCCAGGAUGAUAUUUUAAGAAGGGAGAUUUUGGCUUUGGGCGGUAGCAAGGAGGACUUUGAUCUUUUGGCAGAGGUAGACUCGGAUUCGGAGGUCGAAGAAUCUGCAUCUGGUUCGAAUAAAAAGACAGGGUCGAACGAUGAUGCAUUGAGAAAAGAAUUAGCCCAGCUUUUGAAAGAUGCUGGGCAGUUCAAUCCCGAAAUCUCUGAUGAUCAAGUCGACGAAGAACAGUCCGCGAGUGUAGAUGAUAGUGAGGAGGAGGAGGAGAAGGAGGAGAUUGAAAGUGCACCCGAGGUCGACAACGUCACUAUAGCCUCCAAAGAGACUGUAAUUUCGAAGGCAACUACAGAAGUGGCUGACAAGAAAAAAGCCGCUCUUGCAGAGACUCAGUCACAAUUUCCCAAGGAGUAUUCACGAUUGACUGUCAUGCCCAGAGCAGACUGGUAUGGCACUGAGUUACCAUCCAUAUCAACCCCAAAGGUUACCACCGGCCUUCCGAAGUUCUUUUUGGAUCGAAUACAGCAACAUGCCACCUCGCUGCUUGAGAAAGAGAACCAGCUAUACUCACAAAUUCAACAGCAAUCAUCUUCGUCGUCCCAUAAGUUCUAUUCGACUAUUAUGACUUCAGGAACACUAAGUGAUAAGAUUUCAGCGCUUACUUUGGCCGUACAAGAAUCGCCUCUUCACAACAUCAAGGCCCUGGGAGAUCUUGUUGCAUUAUCCAAAAAGCGAAGUCGUGCCCAGGCGGUGGAUGUUCUACGAUCACUCAAAGACUUGUUCGCCCAGGGAACACUUCUUCCCAGUGACCGCAAAUUGAAAGCAUUUGCCAACCAUGCCGAGCUUGUCGCAGCAUUCCAGAAAGCUGGGACCAAAUGGACCGAACAUGAUCCUCUGCCAGGUGGUCUUCAACCUCAACAUUUGAUCGUUUGGGCAUUUGAGGAUUACCUCAAGGUUCAAUUCUUCGAGAUCCUCAAAGUUUUAGAAAUCUGGUGCAAUGACGAGAUUGAGUUUUCCCGUACCCGAGCCGUUAGUUAUGUCUAUGAGCUCCUCAAGGAGAAGCCCGAACAAGAGGCCAAUCUACUGCGUCUAUUGGUAAACAAACUCGGUGAUACUGGAAAGAAGAUAGCUUCAAGGGCAUCAUAUUUGUUGCUUCAGUUAUGCCAAGCACAUCCAUUGAUGAAGCCAACUAUCGUCAAAAGCGUCGAGGAAUUCCUCUUCCGGCCCGGGCAAAACCCACAUGCCAAAUAUUAUGCGAUUAUCACACUCAACCAGACUAUUCUGAGCACAAAAGAGGAGAAAGUUGCCGUUCAGCUUCUAGACAUAUACUUUGCGAUUUUCCUCCAGUUGCUCAAAUCUACAGACAAAAAGAGUUGGAAGGCAGACAACGGCAAGAAAGGCAAGAAAAGUGAUGAUGCAAAGGCCCAAAAAUCCCAAGCGGAACAUGACGAUCAACUGAAGGAAAAGUUAAUUUCUGCUGUUCUUACGGGAGUCAACCGAGCCUAUCCAUUUACUAGCUCCGAUACUGAUCGUCUUUCCAAGAAUAUUGACACCUUAUUCCGAGUCACUCACUCCUCCAACUUCAAUACAAGUAUUCAAGCUUUGAUGCUGAUCCAGCAACUCACUGCCACGCACCAGGUUGCAGCUGAUCGGUUCUAUCGUACCCUUUACGAAUCCCUUCUUGACCCUCGAGUUGCGACAUCAUCCAAGCAAUCACUUUACCUCAACCUGUUGUAUAAGUCACUGAAGAACGAUUCGAGCGUUAAGCGAGUCAAGGCGUUUGUUAAACGUCUUGUUCAGAUUUUAGGAUUGCAUCAACCAUCUUUUAUUUGUGGUGUCUUCUUUUUGAUACGAGAACUGGAAAAGACUUAUCCUGGAUUACUGUCCUUGGUAGACCAACCGGAGGAAGAUGAAAGUGAUGAGGAAGAAGUUUUCCGGGACGUACCUGACGAAGAAGAUCAGCAAGAGGCGGCGGAGACAAGCAAGCAAGUGGAACGGACUACGAAGAAAAUCAGUGAUGGGUACGAUGCUCGCAAAAGAGACCCUCAACACAGCAACGCAGAAAAGAGUUGCUUGUGGGAAUUGUUACCUUUGCUCUCUCACUUCCACCCUUCGGUCUCCGCUUUAACUUCUCACCUUCUCAAUCACGAGCCAUUAAGUGGCAAGCCGGAUCUCACCUUGCACACAUUGAGUCACUUCUUGGAUCGUUUCAUCUACCGGAAUGCCAAAGCAGCUGGUGCACCACGCGGACAAUCGAUCAUGCAGCCUCUCGCAGGUACCGACAGUCAUGACUUAUUGGUUAGUGCCAGCGGUCUUGCUGGAGAUGCACGUGCGCAAGUGCCAGUCAAUUCGGAGGAAUUCUGGCGCAAACGCACUGAGGAUGUGGCUGUUGAAGAUGUGUUCUUCCAUGAAUACUUCAACAGGAUGAGCAAGAGCCAGACAGGCAAGAAAGCUCAGAAGAAAUCCAAGGAUCCUCUUGAUCGUGACGAGGAAGCGGUUGAUGAAAGCGACAAUGAGUCCGAGAUUUGGCAAGCACUUGUGGAAUCACGACCUGGUCUUGAGGAUGAAGACGAAGAAGAUGACUUGGACAUGGAUGAUCUCGAAUCAGCUUAUGACAAUGAUGAGGAUGAAGUCGAUGAUUCCGAUGAUGAGGGCGUCAUCUUCAACGACGAAUCUGAUGAAGACGAAGAAGAUGUCGAUACGGAUGUUAAACAGAAGCAAACCAAGGUAUCUGCCAAGACAGACGAGGAUGAAGACGACGAGGACUCAUUUGACAUGGAUGUAUCCGACGAAGAGGCCUUCCGCGACAGUGACGAGGAUCUACCCUCUGACCUUGAUGUUGAUAUGGGUGGAGUCGCUUUACCUUCUACCACUUCAGAGGGUGAGGCAUCAGCAAGUCAGAAGAAGUCGAAGAAGCGCAAGCUUCGACACUUGCCUACUUUUGCAUCUAUGGAGGAUUAUGCAGCAUUGUUGGCGGAUGAGGAUGAUGGGAUGGUUUAA
Messenger RNA from Talaromyces marneffei, 3363 nucleotides. RefSeq lists its product as uncharacterized. Gene Ontology annotation, cellular component: nucleus. The transcript is spliced from 4 exons. Lineage: Eukaryota; Fungi; Ascomycota; Eurotiomycetes; Eurotiales; Trichocomaceae. The coding region runs from base 1 to 3363 and encodes 1120 amino acids. The record is from RefSeq and is a predicted model, not a curated record.